ACAAUUAACUACUAGUAACUAAUAAAUUUAAUAUUUUUUAAAAAUAUAAAUUGUAAUUUUGAAAUAUAAUUUGUUCUAAAGUUCUUAUGACAACAAGUAUUUUUUUAAGAAAUAAAUACAUUUCCGUUUAUUCUUUUGCUAUUUGUUGUGAUAUUAUUUUCUUAUUUGCAUCUUAGUUUUUUCUUCCUUUCUUUUUUCUCCUUCUCUUCUCUUCUCUUCUCUUCCUUUUAAUUUAAAGUCUUAUGGUAUUUUAUCUUUACGAAAAUAACAUCAUUAAUAAUAAUAAUAUAUUUAAUAUAAUUUUAUAAUAAACUAUGGAGUAUAAAAUAUAUGCACGUCAUAUCACUAUUUUAAAAGUGAAAUAAAAAAAUUAUUUUUAAUGGGCUCAAUCUAAUAAAAAAAAGAAUAAUUUUUUAAAAAUUAUAAUGAAAGUACAAUUAGUAACAAAUCUUUGUUUAUCUAAAAUAAAAGAUAAAAUUAUGUACAUCCUAUUCUUCUUCCAUGAGUCUCUGUAUAUCUUUUUUUUUUUUUUCAAUUUUAUUUAUCAGAUUAUUCAAAUUUGAUUGUGAAAUCAGAAUAAAUAUAUUACUUUCCUUUUUAUUUAUUAAUAAAUAAAAAUUAUAAAAACUAUGGUGGAUCAAACUACUUCACUCCUCUUUGGAUCCCAUCAAAUUUCUUUGCUUUUUUCCUUUUUCCUUUUUCCUUUUUCCCCACUAUUUACUUUUCUACUCUUUUUUUUCUAGUAUAUGUUUACUUUUCCACAUUCUCCUUCAACAAUCUCACACGCCAUCCCCUCCACCCCACCCCCACGCACACUCCUCACCCACCCACGACCCCACCUCACUCUCACCCACCCCACCACCUCAAUUUCUAGGAAAUUUCCUCCACCCCAUUACCCCUAAAUUCCAUAUAAACUCAACCCACCUUCACCAUUUUCUCCUCUCAACUCACCAAUAAAGUCCACUCUUUCACAACAAAACUUCAAAUCUUUACACCAAUUCCUCACUUGGGUAUUCAACAAAACUUCAAAAAACUACACAAAACUUCAAUCCUUAUACAAUUUCAUCAUUUUGGUAUUCAAUAAAACUUCAAAAAACACAAUAAAGAUUCAAUCUUUAGACAAAUUCCUCACUUGGGUGUUCAAGAGAAGUCCAAAAACACAACAAAGAUCCAUUCUUUAUACAAAUUUCUCACUUGGGUAUACAAGAAAACAGCAAAAAUAUACAAAUUCCUCACUUGGGUAUACAACAAAACUACAAAGAACUCAUGGAGAACAACAACAACCAAUCAUCUUUCUGGCAAUUCAGUGACCAACUUCGUCUACAGAACAACAACUUAGCAAAUCUCUCUUUGAAUGAUUCAAUUUGGAGCCACAAUUAUGGUUCCAAAAGGCAAGAAGAAAGAAGAAACUUUGAUAUAAGAGUAGGUGGUGACCUCAACAACUCUGCUAUAACAAGUUCCAACAAGUCAAAUUACAAUCUUUUUAGUAAUGAUGGUUGGAAAAUUGCUGACCCAUUAACCCAAAUAGAUGGGAAAGGGGUACUUGGGGUUGGUUUAAAUGGUGGAUUUAACAAAGGGGUUUAUUCAAAUCAAGGGUUGAUGAACUUUAGUUAUAGUAAAGGUACUAAUAAUGUUGCAGUAGGUACAAAAGGGAUGAACAAGAAGUUUGGUAAAGGGGGUGUUGAAGAUGAGGUUGUUAUGUAUGGGAAUAAUAAGAGUGUAAAGAAGAAUAAUAAGAGUGUUAAAGAGGGGAAUAAGGAUGGUGGUAACAGUGAGAAACAGAAUGGUGUUGAUAAAAGGUUUAAGACUUUGCCACCAGCUGAAUCUUUGCCAAGGAAUGAGACUGUUGGUGGGUAUAUUUUUGUUUGCAACAAUGAUACUAUGGCUGAGAAUCUCAAAAGGGAACUCUUUGGCUUACCACCACGUUACAGGGACUCCGUUAGGCAAAUCACACCUGGAUUGCCUCUUUUUCUGUACAACUACUCAACCCAUCAGCUUCACGGAGUUUUUGAGGCUGCUAGCUUUGGUGGCUCAAACAUUGAUCCCUCAGCUUGGGAGGACAAGAAGAACCCUGGUGAAUCUCGCUUUCCUGCUCAGGUUCGUGUAGUGACGAGGAAAGUCUGUGAACCACUGGAAGAGGAUUCAUUCAGGCCAAUUCUUCACCAUUACGACGGCCCUAAAUUCCGCCUCGAGCUAAACGUUCCAGAGGCCAUUUCUCUUCUAGACAUUUUCGAAGAGAACAAGAACAACUAAAUGAAUGUGUAUUGUUGUUGCAUAACAGCAGCAGAAAAUGGACAAUACCAUUAGAGGAGUUUGCUGAGCCAGAGGGAGAGAACCAAGUAUUUACUACUGUAUAUAGGCACCACCAUAUAUAUAUAUAUGGAGAAACACUUUUUUUGUGUGGGGAGACAAAUAUUUACUAUAUUAUAGUAUUUUGUGUAAUCCAGCAAGAAUUUGCUGCAUAAUAAAAAGUGAAAUAUGAGUAAAACAAAGUGUUAUUUA
Messenger RNA from Capsicum annuum, 2502 nucleotides. RefSeq names its product B2 protein. The coding region runs from base 1267 to 2253 and encodes 328 amino acids. The record is from RefSeq and is a predicted model, not a curated record. Gene Ontology annotation, biological process: response to endoplasmic reticulum stress. The transcript is spliced from 5 exons. NCBI's taxonomy places the organism in Eukaryota, Viridiplantae, Streptophyta, Magnoliopsida, Solanales, Solanaceae.